Messenger RNA from Phoenix dactylifera (date palm), 1506 nucleotides. Lineage: Eukaryota; Viridiplantae; Streptophyta; Magnoliopsida; Arecales; Arecaceae. The record is from RefSeq and is a predicted model, not a curated record.
ACAUCUAGCCUAUAAAAGUCCUUGUCAAAAGCUUCUGAGGAAUCAACACUGGGCGAACACAAUGCUCUUAAAGACUGCUAUCAAUUCGGCAUCUUCAUCCUCCUGGACACAUCUUGGGGACCUCAGGCUACAAUCUCACCAUGCAUCUUCAUAGCUGGUCAUAUCCCCCUGGCUGCUUGUGCGUCAUCAAUACAAUCAAAAAUCCGCCUCUUUCCUCAACUAAUAAAAUUUUCUGCAAAGAAGAUUGCAGAGAUUGCACCUACGAGAAUUUGUCCAUCUAGUUGUUAAAAAAAGUUGAUGCAUCUUAUACCUUGCACGUGCCUAACCAAAGGUAUCAACCACUGAUUUCGCCCAAAGAUUCGAGCUGUCUCUACUCUCGAACCUCUCUGCCACCUUUACUUCCUCCCACUUCUCUCCCACGCCGGCUCGCUAAUGUUACUUCCAAACUAAGUAUCCAUCACUUACAUAAACCACAAGCAGACAAACCCAAAGAACGCAGCCACCACAAAAACCACAGAUGGAAAUAAUAUCUCCCCUCUCCUCCCCGUCACUCCUCCUCCUCUACUCCCUUCUUCUGUCCGCCGCCGCCGCCGCCGCCGCCUCCUCCGGCGACGACUCCACCUUGGUCUACGCCGCCUGCUCCAACCUCAAGUAUGAUCCGAACUCCCCCUACCAGUCCAACCUCAACUCCCUACUCGCCUCCUUCGCCAACGCCGCCGCCCUCUCCACUUACUCGAACUUCUCCUCCUCCUUCGCCGGCUCCGUCGCCCCCAUCCUCGGCCUCUACCAGUGCCGCAGUGACCUAUCUCUCCCCGACUGCGCCUCCUGCGUCCGCUCCGCCCUCCCCCAACUCUCCGCCCUCUGCCCCUCCGCCACCGCAGCCACCCUCCAGCUCCGCGCCUGCUUCCUCCGCUACGGCAACGACUCCUUCCUCGGCCGCCCCGACAACUCGCUCGCCUUCAAGCGCUGCGGCCCCGCCGCCACCUCGGACCACACCUCCACCAUGAGCGACAUGGCUCUCUCCUCCCUGGCCGCGCCGGGUGAGGCGGUGGGGCCGUUCCGUCUCGGCGUUGCCGGGCACGUGCGCGGGGCGGCGCAGUGCGUCGGGGACUUGAGCCCGGAGGACUGCGGCACGUGCCUCGCCGACGCCGUCGGGCAGCUGAGGGCGGACUGCGACGACGCCGAGUCAGGGGACCUGUACUUGGGGAAGUGUUACGCGAGGUUCUGGUCCGGAGAGGGUGAUGACUCGUCUUCGGCUCACCGGCGGUGGCUGUACCGGGCUCUGUGGCUCCUUUCCGGUGUGGCGGUGGCGAACAUCUAGUUUACUCGAGCGCUUUCUAAAGUUGAGAUGGGCUCUUGCUAGCCGCUAUUAAACGACGAGCUUGAGGUGGCUUUGUGUGGUUUGGUUGUGUUUGGUCUUGCGAUUGUACACUUCUCCUUUUUGGACCUUUGCUUGUGUGCUAUGCUGUACAUAAUACGAAAUCGGUGUCUCCUUUGAUGGGUUCA